GUCACACUGAGUCUUAUCGUUGUUGUUGUGCUUUUCGAUCGCGGAUGUGUGGUUUUCGAUCUCGCGAUCUUUAAUUUCUUUUGCAAUAUAUAUAUACUGCACAGUGACAACAGAGAAAGAGAACAACAACUGCAUAUUUAUGCGAUUUAACAGGCGUGUUUUUAUGUGUGCGUGGGUGUGCGAAUAAAUAAUUAUACGAAAUGAACGACCAAGAGAAACAACAACAACAGCAGCAGCACCACUACUACCACAGUGACUGGAAGACGGUUAAUAGUCAUGGAAAUUCUUUAUCAGACAGUCGGGAUUAUGAUACCAACUCGUCGCGUAAUUCGCUCUCUGGCUCUCCACCCGCCACAUCGAAUGCCUCAUCCAUUGGUUCGCUAGAUUUCGACAGGCCGCUGUCCCAGUUGCUCACCCCAAAGCUGGAGGCAGAUGGUCUAGGCAUUAUCCACGGCGAUAGCUACAGCAUCUACGGCAGCCAGGCAACAGAAUCCACCAGUGGCGAGCAACAGGUGCUUAAUCUGGGCCUUUCGCUUGAUUCUGAGGACGUCCAGGCGUCCUAUAGUGCCCUGUUCACCCAGGAACAACUUAAUACAUCACAAGCUCACACACAUCCACAAAUAGUUCCUCCAGAAGGAAACAAUGUUUUCCAGCUAACGGAUCAACUAACACCCAUGCCCAUUACGGUCAUACCUAUCACAUAUCACCAUACCACCGAAAGCCUUAGCUCCAGCCACGCUGAAGUUCCACUGAUAGCCAGUCUUAGCGAGAACACCGCUCAGGUGUUCAAUCUGGAUGACAUCUGCUUUACGCUGGAGUACCAGUUCGAGAACCAGAAACUCGUCCAGGUCCAGCCGCCUACUGUUGUGUCCCUUAGCAUGGUAUCCAACUCCAACGAGAGUUCCACUCCUACAAUCAACUGUGAUAAUGACCAGGGAGUUGCGAACAUCAACUCAAUGGGCUCCGAAUCUAAUUCUCCGGCUUAUUUCACUAUCGAGACGAGCUAUUUAGAUGAGUAUGAUCCCAAUGAACCGGACGAGGACGAGCAGCUGGCUCACUGUAUUCAACCGGGCGUUCUACACCAAGAUGUUGAUGACGAUGAGGGAAGGCAGGAUGAGAAUGACCAACUCAUGGCAUUGGCGUACGAGAGCUCGGAUGAGGCUCUCAGUCGCUAUAGAUGCAACUAUGAGAACUGUUAUCGCAGCUAUAGUACGAUUGGAAACCUGCGAACGCAUUUAAAGACGCACACGGGUGACUACAGCUUUAAAUGUCCGGAAGAUGGAUGCCACAAGGCCUUCCUCACAUCCUACAGCCUGAAGAUCCACGUCCGUGUCCACACAAAGGUAAAGCCCUAUGAAUGCGAGGUGACCGGCUGUGAUAAGGCGUUCAACACGCGCUACAGAUUGCACGCCCACUUGCGCCUGCACAAUGGUGAAACGUUCAACUGUGAGCUGUGCCAGAAGUGCUUCACGACUCUGAGCGACCUGAAGAAGCAUAUGAGAACACACACACAGGAGCGGCCCUACAAGUGUCCAGAGGACGACUGCGGCAAGGCUUUUACUGCUUCGCACCACUUAAAGACCCACCGGCGGACGCACACAGGCGAGAAACCGUAUCCAUGCCAGGAAGAUAGCUGCCAAAAGUCGUUCAGCACCUCGCACAGUUUAAAAUCCCACAAGAAGACGCACCAGCGGCAGGUUCUUAACAAGGGCCGCAAGAAGCGGCCACUAAAGUCGCAACAAAACAAGUUUAAGGAUCAGGAGCAAAAGGAUCCCCAGUUAGAACAACAGGAGGAAGAGGAUUUCCUUAAAGGGGAGCAAGCGGAUAUGAUGGUGUUAAAUCCAGGCAGUCAUUGUUCAGAAACCACCAGCACUGACAGCGGAGUGGUGCUGCAUACGCUAACGCAACAGGAUCAGUUAUCCAAUGUGUUUGUCCUCCAAAACGACGCACCUCUGAUCCUGCCGGAAACUUCGCAGGCUUAUCAGCUUUCUUACGCCGCCGAAGAGGAAAUACCUAGUCCGUGGAUUGACGCUGGUGUUCUUGUCUCCAAACCCAUCAUUCCCAUGGCUCCGCUCACCGAUGCCUGCGUCGCUCUGCCCACUGAGAUGCCCAGUUUCGUGGACCUUAAGCCCACUUUCGGUAAUGCUGUAAGCGGCAACAUGGGAGAUCCGCAUGCGGAGACAAUGGAUGUGGACUCUACAGUGGAGCCUUCGCUGCCCACACCCACCUUAGAGUUAAAUCAGCAAAAUAUCGAAGAACUGCUGAAGCAGGACAGUUUCGACAAUGAGGAGGACAUGGAAACGGAGUCGCUGCUAAAUGACAUCCUCAUGACCAUCGACAACAACAGCGCCCUUUUGCAGGCUACACUCCAUCAGGCGUCCCAGGUGCCCAGUGAUGCCUCUGGCUUGGUAGAACUGGACAUCCGGGACAACAAGCCCACCCUUAAGCAAAUCACAGCAGAUGCGGGCAUCUGCAAUUGCACCAACUGUAAGUGCGAUCAGUCCAAGAGCUGUCAUGGAGGCGACUGUGGUGCUGCAGCUGCUCAAAAGGCCACCAGGACGACUACAACUACAACCAUGAAUUCCAGCGGUGGCAAACGCAUCUGCGGCAGCGUAGCACCCGUCAAAAAAGUGAGUAAACGCGAGGCGGAAAUGAACCAGAACAUCGAGGAUGUUGCUUUGCUGCUGCAAAACCUUGCUUCCAUGGGUAGCGGUGGCUCCUCCGGCGGCGGUGGCGGUUGCUGCGGAGGUGGUGCCGCCAAGCCAGUAUCUUCUGCUGGUGGCUGCUGUGGAGAACGAAAGGCUCCAGAGCCCGUAAAAACUGGCUGCGGUUGUGCCCAGCCAAGUGCUCCUUCCUCUGUCGGUUGUUGCGGCAGUGGAGGUACUACAGUUGCGCCCUCGGGGGGCUGCUGCUCUGGUAAAGAGAAACCACCACCACCACCACCUCCUUCUACUUCGGCUUCAGGCUGUUGCUCUGGGCAGGGAAAAGUACAGGAGCAGCCCAUUAUCAGUAGCGCUCCUACAGUUCCCGCUGCCGCCGUCAAGGGUAACGCCUGCACGUGCAAGAGUCCGGCGGAGGGCGUGGCCAACGGCUGCUGCGUGGUGAUCUGCAUUAAAACGCUGCAAGCGCUCCGCAAAGUUCUGACGCGCCGGAAUCUGAACCUAAUGCUUUGUCCACAGCAGAACUAAACUAAGAACUACUUAUGUACACUAAUCCCGAAACCCUAAGAAACCUACAAAACCAAAUCAAAAGCCUAGAGAAUCCCAUCCAUCAUGUAAUCAAUCAAGUAUUGCCUGUUAAAAGUAUUUCCCAUAAGAACCGGAAAGAAACCAAAAAAUUAAACAAAUUGUCAAAGUGCAUUUAAACGAAAUGAUUCUACCAUAUGUGAUCCCAGCGGAGGCUGGCCGCGCUACAAUAUACAUUACAAAAGUUACCCUAAACCUAAUAUUAUCGAUAUAAACAAAAACUUAUCUAGAAACCCAAAGCAGCUUCCGGUCAACACAUAGAGAGCUUUUUGCAAACUGUCGGCGAUAGACGAAACAUUGCCAUAAAUCCAUUGUACGAAGAUAUGCCGGUCUUAUCGGACAGAAAAACAUGGCCGCUAUUGUUGUAUAUGGCCAAUUAAUACAUAUGUACGAAUAGACAGUUGAUAAAAUGCCGUCAGCUCCCUUUAAUCUAAAGCUCUUUCAUGUUUUGUACAUCUUUUUUUAAUAUUUAACACGUUAAAUAUCUUUGAGUUUAUCUAAAACUAACAAUUAUAAUUUAUUACUACCCCAGAUCCUAAGCGGUCUAUGCCUUUAGGGACGUAAUUAUUAUGGGUGGUUAAUUUGUUAAGUUGUAUCAAAAAUAACAGAAUACUUUUGUGUUUUUUUAACGAGUUUAUGACGCUUUAUAUCAUGCCAAAUGUGAACGAACAGAUAAAUAUUUUUCACUGUUUUCUUAUAUACCCAAAGUUAAAUCAUCUGUAUAAAGUCGAAUAAAACAUAAAACUAAAA
Drosophila eugracilis is the source of this 3995-nucleotide messenger RNA. RefSeq lists its product as uncharacterized. Gene Ontology annotation, cellular component: nucleus. Bases 201 to 3188 code for a protein of 995 amino acids. Gene Ontology annotation, biological process: regulation of transcription by RNA polymerase II; central nervous system development. Gene Ontology annotation, molecular function: RNA polymerase II cis-regulatory region sequence-specific DNA binding; DNA-binding transcription factor activity, RNA polymerase II-specific. The record is from RefSeq and is a predicted model, not a curated record. Lineage: Eukaryota; Metazoa; Arthropoda; Insecta; Diptera; Drosophilidae. The transcript has 5 exons.